UCCUCAUCUUCAGGCUCAAGUCCCUCCUUCACUCAACUGCCUCUGGAUUUUUACUCAAAAGCAGCUGACUACUGGAACAGCGUCGACGCCACGGUGAAAGGCAUGCUAGGCGGCCUAAGUCGAGUCAACAAGCCCGACAUAGCGGGUUCGGCGUCGAUUCUCGCGCGAUUCGGACCCACACGGAGAUCGCGUGCUCUCGACUGUGGCGCGGGCAUCGGACGCAUCACGAAGCACCUCCUGCUGCCGCGAUUCGAGACUGUCGACAUGGUGGAAAUGACAGCAAAAUUCCUCCAGAAAUUUACACCGCAGCAAGGCGUGUACGACCUUAUCUGGAUCCAGUGGGUGAUCGGUCAUCUCACCAUUCCUGCGACUAUCGAAUUCCUCAAACGCUGUAUCACCGAACCGAAUCGAUCGAUUAUUGUGCUCAAGGACAAUGUUGCCCCGGGCAGCGUGGCUGACUUUGACGAGGUGGACAGCAGUUUUAUGCGCACACACGAAGAACUGCUCCGCGUAUUCCGAGAGGCCGGGCUUCGGGUGUUGCUGGAUGAGAAACAGACCAAUCUCCCGCCGGGGCUUUGUCCAAUCUACGCCUUUGUGUUGGUACCCCAGAGACGUCGUCGUGGCGAGACCAAUAAGCUCUGA
This is a messenger RNA of Mesocestoides corti, 642 nucleotides long. NCBI's taxonomy places the organism in Eukaryota, Metazoa, Platyhelminthes, Cestoda, Cyclophyllidea, Mesocestoididae. The record is from the annotation of a GenBank genome assembly.